Messenger RNA from Erigeron canadensis, 1272 nucleotides. RefSeq names its product syntaxin-22-like. The record is from RefSeq and is a predicted model, not a curated record. Gene Ontology annotation, biological process: vesicle-mediated transport; intracellular protein transport; vesicle fusion. Gene Ontology annotation, molecular function: SNARE binding; SNAP receptor activity. NCBI's taxonomy places the organism in Eukaryota, Viridiplantae, Streptophyta, Magnoliopsida, Asterales, Asteraceae. The transcript is spliced from 7 exons. Gene Ontology annotation, cellular component: endomembrane system; SNARE complex; membrane. The coding region runs from base 264 to 1085 and encodes 273 amino acids.
UGCGUCAAUCCUCCCCCAAAUUUUCGCUAAACCAAAUAUCCAAAUAUUUUAUUUUUUAAAAAUUAUUUUUCCUUCAAAUUCAACUCAAACCCCCGAAAUUCCCCAUAAUUCUCAAACUCUUACUCGAUCGAUCGUCACAACGGUAGUGUUUUUCAUCUUAAUUUUCUUUUUUUCUUUCAAAAUAUUAAAAUCCUGAAUAAGUUUAUUUAGGGUUUAUAAUUCGAAGAAGGAUUAAUAAAUAAUAAAUAAAGUUUUAGAAGAAGAUGAGCUUUCAAGAUCUAGAAGCAGGUCGGGCAAGACAAAAUGGAUAUAAAAACGGAUUCAAGCAACAAGAUCCGACCCAGGCAAUAGCUUCUGGUAUAUUCCAGAUCAAUACUGCUGUUUCCACCUUUCAACGCCUUGUUAAUACCCUCGGUACUCCUAAAGAUACCCCUGAACUCCGUGAUAAACUGCACAAGACAAGACUACAUAUCGGGCAGUUGGUGAAGAAUACUUCAGAGAAACUCAAGCAAGCUAGUGAAACAGAUCAUCGUGCCGAAGUUAGUGCAAGCAAAAAGAUUACAGAUGCUAAACUUGCAAAAGAUUUUCAAGCAGUUCUAAAAGAAUUUCAAAAGGCACAGCGCCUUGCAGCUGAAAGGGAAACGGCUUACACUCCAUUUGUUCCUCAAGCUGUUCUUCCAUCUAGUUAUGCAGCCAGUGAAAUGGAUAUAAGGUCCGACAAAAGUUCAGAACAGCAGGCUCUUCUUGUGGAAUCUAGAAGACAGGAGGUUUUGCUGUUAGACAAUGAGAUUGCAUUUAACGAAGCUAUCAUAGAAGAAAGAGAACAAGGAAUACAAGAAAUUCAAAACCAAAUAGGUGAGGUAAAUGAGAUUUUCAAAGAUCUUGCUGUUUUGGUUCAUGAGCAAGGAGCUAUGAUUGAUGAUAUUGGCUCCAACAUUGAGAAUUCUCAUGCUGCAACUGCACAAGCAAGAUCUCACCUUUCCAAAGCAGCAAAAACUCAAAGAGCAAACUCUUCCAUGACAUGCUUACUUUUGGUGAUAGUCGGGAUCGUACUUUGCAUUGUGAUCAUAAUUCUUGCAGUUUGACCCCAAAGGUUGUAUAUUGGUCAGAAAUGGUGCGAUAUCCUUCGAUCAGAGUGAACAUAUUGGGCUCUACAAAAAUUGAUUUUUCUUUUGUUCAUUGUGUGAUAACAUACUUGAAAAUAUAUUUGAUUGCAGGGAUUUUUUCUGUAAGAAUAACAUGCUCUAUCUGUUCAGUCUUUCCUUAUUUUAA